UCUGCCUGGAUACUGUACUAAGCUGUGGUGGGUGAAGUUACCUGUUGCCGCAGGUGGAGCCAUAGAGGAACAUUACCUGCUGACAGCAGGAGCCUCAGGUGUUUGUAGGUAUGAUAUAAGAACUGGAGCGCCUUCUUUUUUACUUCCAUUUCCACCGACACUCAAAAGGGCCCUUUUCCAGCCGGAGAGAGUUCCAACACCGUAGCAAUGGCUCCACCGGGUGUGUGUAUGAACAUUAUUAAUGCCCGCAAAAUGAAAGAUGGCUUUGGGACCUUCGCCAACCCCGAGCGGUUCCUCAACCAAGACUACGAACAGCUGAAACAGUUCUGUCAAAUCAAACUGGUGAGGUACAUCGACGACAUGUUCCCCCCUGACAGAAGGUCCAUCGGCGAAGGGAUACUGAGUCCUUCUGACCUGAAGCGAGUGGUGUGGAUAAGACCAUCAAAACUGGUUCAAAAUCCAUGUUUUGAAGUUGCUGGGAUCUCCAGGUUUGACUUUGGUCAAGGCAUGGUUGGAGACUGCUGGUUUCUCUCAGCUAUCGGAGCUCUGACGUUCCAAAAUGUCAUCCUUCAGCAAGUUGUUCCUCUUGAUCAAAAAUAUGAUGAGGACUCCUGCGGGCUGUUCCACUUCAGGUUCUGGAGAUUUGGAAGAUGGGUGGAUGUCGUCAUUGAUGAUAAGCUACCAACAAUUGAUGGCAGACUAAUCUUCGUUCACUCCAAAGACCCGAAUGAGUUCUGGCCUGCUUUGCUGGAGAAAGCCUAUGCCAAAGUGUGUGGUUCCUACUCGGACAUGAAUGCGGGAACCCCUGCUGAGGCUUUGGUGGACUUCACUGGUGGUGUUCACAUGUGUAUUGAUCUGCAAGAACCUCCCAAAGACCUCUGGGAACUGAUGUGUAGAGCUGGCCAAUCCAAUUCACUGAUGGGCUGUGGUACACCACAAGGGGAUACAUCUGCCAACACUGUGCUACCAAAUGGAAUUGUCCAAGGCCACGCCUACACUGUCACGGGAGUGAAGACGAUGAUGAGCCAAGGGCAACCAGAAAACCUGGUGCGUUUGUGGAAUCCCUGGGGCACAGGAGAGUGGACUGGAGACUGGAGUGAUGAGUCGCCUUCAUGGAACACUGUGAGUCCUCAAGAUCGUGAGAUGUGCCUUACAAAGAGGGAUGAUGGGGAGUUUUGGAUGACCCUGAAGGACUUCUGUAGGUUCUACUCAGACCUUGACAUCUGCUGCCUGUGUCCUGAAUUCCUUGAUGAGAACUCUUCAUGCCAUUGGAAGACCGCCUUCUAUGACGGCCGAUGGGUUGCAGGAACAACCGCUGGAGGAUGCAUGAAUAACUUCGACAGUUUCUGCACUAAUCCACAGUACCGUGUCAAGAUUGAUGAAUUACUCAGUAAAUGUUCUACGAAACAGGGUGAGAAAAACAUGCUGGUGUCUCUCAUGCAAAAGCCUGACAAGAGAAACAGACGCCUCGUCCAAAAUCUCCACAUUGGAUUCUCUGUGUUUGAGGUGACUGAAGAAUUCAAGGCACAGAGGGGGAAGUUCCCAGCCUCUUUCUUCAGCAGGCACACACCUGUUGGCCAAACAAAAACCUACAUCAAUGGGCGCGAGGUGAUGGCCUUCCUGAGGCUGAAGCCUGGCGAAUACCUGAUUGUUCCAUCCACCUUCAAUCCCAACGAGACGGCCUCUUUCAUCCUGACCAUCAUCUCCAAGGCAGAGACCCACGUCCAUGAUAAUUCUGGUGGCCAUGACCACGCACAUGAAGAUAGAGAAGAAGAGCACUCGAAAUCCGAGAACGGAGGAGACGACGAAAACAAGAGAAACUUCUUCCGUCAGUACUCGGACAAGUAUGAAGAAGUGGAUGCUGAGUUGCUCCAGGACCUUCUCAAUGAACGCAUCCUGAAAGGAGACUUGAAAUCUGGGGGCUUCAGCCUUGAUGCCUGUCGCAGCAUGGUUGCUCUGAUGGAUACAUCAACUACCGGCAAACUGAAUGGUGAGGAAUUUGUUCGUCUGUGGAAGAAGGUCGCCACGUACAAGGACAUUUUCUUCCGUUCUGAUGUAUCACAAACAGGAACACUGUCACUGAGUGAGCUGAGGAACGCAAUCAUGGCUUCAGGAACGAGGAUGAACGAUAACAUUCUGAAUUUGAUUGCUCUGCGCUACGGGGCCUCCUCUGGAAACAUAACGCUGGAAAACUUUAUCAGUCUGGUCCUUCGUUUUGACAGCAUGAACCAAAUCUUCAACCAGUUGUCCAAUGGAACGAAUUUGAGUCUUGACAAAUCAGAGUGGCUGUACCUUUCGAUGUACACCUAAUCUGACAGAGAAGAUGAACUGCAGGAUUCAUUUGGAAUGACAGCAGCAGAUGAUGUGAAAGAAAAUAAAUACGAAAGGUGUACUUCUGCAAAUGAGCUUUUACGUGGUAUGAAAUAAAAGGGCAUUUAACUCUGCUAAUGUUG
This is a messenger RNA of Cyclopterus lumpus (lumpfish), 2453 nucleotides long. RefSeq lists its product as uncharacterized. The coding region runs from base 208 to 2310 and encodes 700 amino acids. The transcript is spliced from 22 exons. Gene Ontology annotation, molecular function: calcium-dependent cysteine-type endopeptidase activity; calcium ion binding. Gene Ontology annotation, biological process: proteolysis. The record is from RefSeq and is a predicted model, not a curated record. Gene Ontology annotation, cellular component: cytoplasm. Lineage: Eukaryota; Metazoa; Chordata; Actinopteri; Perciformes; Cyclopteridae.